This is a messenger RNA of Ilyonectria robusta, 1926 nucleotides long. Its product is annotated as fungal-specific transcription factor domain-containing protein. Gene Ontology annotation, biological process: regulation of transcription by RNA polymerase II; DNA-templated transcription. The coding region runs from base 1 to 1926 and encodes 641 amino acids. Gene Ontology annotation, molecular function: RNA polymerase II cis-regulatory region sequence-specific DNA binding; zinc ion binding; DNA-binding transcription factor activity, RNA polymerase II-specific. The record is from RefSeq and is a predicted model, not a curated record. Lineage: Eukaryota; Fungi; Ascomycota; Sordariomycetes; Hypocreales; Nectriaceae. Gene Ontology annotation, cellular component: chromatin. The transcript is spliced from 2 exons.
AUGCCCACAUUUCAUCCCCUGCUGUCAUUUGAAGAUGCCGUUGGAGCACCUGCACUAGAUGCUACCGAAAGGCACAGCGAGCAGGCUGAAGAUGCUCAAUACCAAGAACCACCCGGGAGGAUAUCCCGUGUCCCAUCACCACCCAACGUGCCGUCCUCGGAGGAUUGCUGGCCCUUUGCCUGGAACCCAUCGUCCACUGCCAUUUCCCACGGAAAGCCCAUCUAUGUCGACGACCACGAUCCCCUGCUGGUAAAUCAUGACCCGAGAUUCGACAUCAACGAAGCUACGUGGACGCGGUUGCGGCGGUUUCUAGAACCUCCCACGCCAGUGCAAAGCGAUGUCUUUACCCUUCCCUCCCUCCGUAUCGCCAAUGCCUUUAUUGCCCUUUUCUUCAAAUUCUUCUCGGCCCAGUCACCCGUUCUGCACGAGCCCACACUGGACAUGAAUUCUCUUCCGCCGCCAUUAGUUGCCAUCAUCAUGGUUAUUGGCGCCAAGUACAGCCAUCUCCGCCACACUCGACGGUUCGCCAUUCUAGUCCAGGAUCGAGCACGUUGCAAUCUCCAGACCGCCAUCGAUAACGACCGCAGACUAUUGAGAGACCUCAAUGUAAUCUACGCCUACGCACUCAUUUGCUACACCGGGCUGUGGUGUGGAAACAAGGGAGCGUUUGAGAUUGCCGAAGCCUUGAGGGGGACCUUGGUGACAUACAUACGGCGGCUGCCAAAAGUCCAGGAUGCAAUGGCCCAGGUCCCAAACUUAUCCAAAGAUCCUAAAUCUCAGUGGAUGUACUGGAUAGCAGCAGAGUCUCGGAGGAGAUUGAUGUGGUUUGUCUUUACUCUCGACGGACAGUUUCCUGCCCUGCUGAACAUGAAGAGUAUGAUGUCGCUGGCAGAGGUUGCUCGGUGGAAGUGCCCUUGCGACGAUGAGUUCUGGACUGCACCUACGGCCCGGAUAUGGAAGAAUCUCCUAGGCUUGGCCUCCCUACCACCAGCUCCUACUUUUGCUAUGGUCUCUGGUCCGUUUCUCUACCAAGCGAGCCAGGGAAGCAAGCCCCAGGGGAUCCAGAUGGCCGCCUCGGCAAUGCGGUUGAACCAAUGGACUGCGUUCUUGGUUCUCAUGGCUCUGUCUACGAGAGCGUUGGAUUGGGCCCACGAUUGGGGACUAGCUGUCAUUAUCAUUCUGGAGACUACCGACGAGGACAGUCUCAGUGAAACCAUUGCCGGGAACAAAUAUGGCCAACAAAUCCACGAUCUUGUUGAGCGCCGGCAGGGCAUUAUAUCUUCUCUCGAAACAUGGGCUCAAGCAUGUGCCCAACCGGGAUUUCCACCUCCACGACAAGGCGGCACCGGGUUGUAUUUCCAAGAGGCAUCAUCACUUCUCUAUGGCCUCACUCGAAUGUCUCUCAACGUUUCCAUAACCGACCUGCAAGAGGCUAUUGGAAAAGAUGGCCCCGAUGGUAUCAAGCCGGCCAUUAACCGACUCAAGGUCUGGUCUUUAGAUGGAUACUUUGCAUCCGCAUCAUGGUCGUCGGCAGUCCAAGACACGAAGAGUCAGGCAUUUAUGGGCGCGGUUGAAGCAAUAAAUACCAUUGCUUCCAUCGCAAAUCGGCCCUCGGCACAGGCUGCCGUACCAUAUAGUCUAAUUGGCUUGUUUCUCGCUCAUGUUCUGCUCUGGGGGUUUGCCAUGACGACCUCGCCAGAAUCAAAACAGCUUCUCAGACAACACGUCUCUCAGCUUUCUCUAACUGGCCCAAUAGCAGAGCAGCUUAGCAGCGUGCUGGAGUCUUCAUUGUCCGCAAAUCCAACGCCAGGAUUUGAUGCGCCUUGCUCCAUUUUCAAGCAUGCUGCAUAUAGUUUAACCCGCUUGGGCACUUGGGGGGCUUCGUUGAAUAUGGCGCUGCUUCUACAUAAACGGUCUGAGUUAUGA